AGUUCACCCUCACCGUUUGAACGAACACCAUCCGCCCGUUGAGAGAGAGAGGGAGUGGGGGGGGGGGCACAAAGAAAAUAAUCGCCUCGAAAUACACCCAACCCCAGCCCCCCCUUUUGACUCACCGCGUUGCAAAUCUGAACACUUUACCCCCUUUUUUUAAGUUGCAUUUCACAAAUUGUUGCUUUGUUUUUCUUUCAAUCGCAAGUUUUUAGAACGUUUUCAGACUGCAAUUUGGAAAAGUUUCUCAAAUUGCAAAUGAAUCACUAUUUUUAAUACAAAGGUACAAGUUGAGCGAGCGUUCUUGCAAUUGCACUUUUUUUUUGGGGGGGGGGGGUGUUGUUGAAUUUCCAAUCCACCGGACAGCUUUUCCUUGCAGCGAUUGUUUUAUUUUCUGGAGGAGACUAGGGACAUGUCUAAGGCGGCAGCUAAGGAGAAAAAGUCCUUCAGUAAGAAACUUUUCCGGCGGGGCUCGGCACGGUCGGUCGGCAGUUUUAUGAGCAGGGUGCUGAAGACUCUGUCCACCCUUUCGCACUUCGGCACCGAGGAGGCGGCCGAGGACGACAAGGACGACGGUGGCUUCAAGAAUUUCCGAGCGGCCGAGGCCGGCGCCGCCAUGGGGUUGGGCAUCGGGCUGGGCCCGGGGGUCGGGGUGGUCUCCUCGGCCUCCUCCAUCAUCAUGAUGAUGAGCGGCAUCAAUCCGGCCGCGGUGGCCGCGGGUCGGUGCGCGGCCGCCGGCCACAGCGACUCGUCCGAGAGCGGCUUGUCUGGGGACCGCUGGCAGCCCCCCGGCGUGGCCGGCCUCAAGAACCACGGCAACACCUGCUUCAUGAACGCCGUGCUUCAGUGCCUGAGCAACACCGAGCUCUUCGCCGAGUUCCUGGCUCUGGAGCAGUACCGGGAGCGGCCGCCCGGCUGGCCCGAUCCCUCCGAAGGGGCAGAGACCCAGCGCCGGGGAGCAGAGGACGAGGAAGAGCUGGACAAAACUUCCAAAUCCAACGGAGUUUUAUUCCGAUCGAGACCCCAGGCAGACAUGAGAGGAGAGGUCACUGAACAGCUCGCUUCUCUGGUCCGAGCACUCUGGACUGCAGAAUACACUCCACAGCUCAGCCGUGAAUUCAAGAAUGUCGUAUCCAAGAAUGCUUUCCAAUAUCGUGGCAACUCUCAGCAUGAUGCUCAAGAGUUUCUGCUAUGGCUUCUUGAUAGGGUUCAUGAGGAUCUGAACAAUAUUGUUUUAACAAAUGGGAGGCCUGCAGUCAAGCCUCCAAAAGAUGAAGAUGAGCUAUGUGAAGGGCCAUCUCUUCCAGUGAGAAGCAGUUUUGUGCAGGAGCUUUUUCAAGCACAAUAUAGGUCUUCAUUGACAUGUCCUCAUUGCCAAAAACAGAGCAAUACCUUUGACCCAUUCCUGUGCAUCUCUUUGCCCAUUCCUCCACUUCAGACCAGGCCAUUGAAUAUCACUGUAGUUUAUGAAGGAAAGUGUUCACAUUGCAUGCGAAUUGGGGUAGCUGUUCCACUAUCGGGUACAGUGGUCAAGCUCCGGGAAGCAAUUUCACAAGAAACCAAAAUCCCCACCGAUCAGAUUGUUCUAACUGAAAUUUAUUAUGACGGAUUCCAUCGUACCUUCAGUGAUGCUGAUUCGCUGGACACUAUUCAUGAAAAUGACUGUAUUCAUGCUUUUGAGAUACCUGAUGUCUAUAUUGGUCAAAGAGGCAAGCUUACAAACAUAAAUCAAAACAACCUGACGUUCAGCACUGAUCAUAGAUCCACAGUCUACCCCCAUGGAGGAGUGAAACAGAUAAAACUGGAAAGAGUGUACAGCAAGGGUUCAGGCUAUGAGAAAUGGACACUGCUGGUGUGUAACCAAUGCUGUACUGCACAGCAAAUAAAAAGGUUUGGUCAUCCCUUUGUACUCUGUUUGGAUCGUAAAAUAACAUGGGAAGGACUGCAGAAAGAUAUUUUGGAGAAGAUGCGCCAUCUGUUUAGGCCAGGAAUGUUCACAGAGGUUGGUCCCUUUAGCUUGCGAGUCCUUGGAGGUGGCAUGGGGAAGUCUUACCUUUCUCCUCAGGAAGAGUAUCCCUUGUGCCAAUUGGCAGCAGAAAGAGCAUGGAAAUCUUGCAGACCUGGUGGACCCCAGCAUGUUAAGAUAAUUGUGGAGUGGGACCGAGACACAAAAGAAUACUUGUUUGGGAGUGCUGAAGAUGAGUACGUGCCAGAUUCUGAGAGCGUUCGCCAGCAGCAGCAGCUACAUCACCAACCUCAGACCUACACUUUAUCCCAGUGCUUUCAUCUCUACACCAAAGAAGAACAGCUGGCACCAGAUGAUGCCUGGCGCUGCCCACAUUGUAAGCAGCUUCAGCAGGGCAGCAUCAAAUUGAGCUUGUGGACACUUCCUGAUGUUCUUAUCAUCCACUUGAAACGCUUUAAGCAGGAAGGAGAUAAAAGGACCAAGCUACAGAACUUGGUGAAAUUCCCUCUCACUGGCCUGGACAUGACUCCUCAUGUGGUAAAACGCAGCCAGAGCAGCUGGAGCCUUCCUUCUCAUUGGUCGCCAUGGAGACGGCCCUAUGGGCUUGGCAGGGAUCCUGAAGACUACCUCUAUGAUCUGUAUGCGGUGUGCAAUCAUCAUGGCACCAUGCAAGGAGGGCAUUACACAGCUUACUGCAAGAACUCUGUUGAUGGGCUCUGGUACUGUUUUGAUGACAGUGAUGUUCAGCAGCUCUUGGAAGAUGAUGUCUGCAAGCAGACUGCAUACAUUCUGUUUUACCAGCGGCGAAGUGCUAUUCCCUCCUGGUCAGCAAAUAGCUCUCUUGCAGGCUCUACCAGCUCAUCUCUGUGUGAACACUGGAUAAAUCGCCUCACAGGCAGCAAGCAGCCCAGCAUCACUUCCACCGCAUCAUCACGUCGGACAUCUCUAGUCUCACUUUCUGAAUCUGUGGAAUUUACACAGGACCGAAGCGAUCAGGAUGAUGGUGGAUUUUCUACUCGGCCUUUUGUGAGGAGUGUCCAGCGCCAGAGUUUGUCGUCCAGAUCUUCGUUUGCCAGUCCGUUGGUGCUCAAUGAGAACGGAAUUAAAUCUCAGAGGUCGCUAUCCAGCAAGCUGCACAUGCGGUCCAGUUCUCCUUCACCAUUCUCCUUUGAUUCUCCAACUCACAGCCCAUCUCCAACAGCAGACCUACUGGGGAGGAAGAGCCCCAACCAAAGCAGCUCUCCAUUGCCAGUCCAGGGGACUGCUCAUGCCAGUCAGACUGGCAGGGCACCCCUGGCAGUCAUGGAAGGCAUGGUCCGGGAGGAGGAAUUGAGAGUCACAGGAAAGGCAGCUGGACAGAGCCGGCCCACUUUGCCGCUUGAUAAAAAGCUGGACCAGUGCGGCAAUGAUUCAGGAGGAUUGGACACUCUGAGCCCCUUACUGGAUGCUUUAGACAAUAGGAAAAGCACACCUGGCCUCAGCAGCCCUCGCUCUCCAAGUAUUAAUGGCGCUUCUUCAGCAGAAGAGCCAAGACAAAGGAAAGGUCUUGCGUCUGGAACAGCGAAUGCUGAGAGCCUGCAGAAAAAGACCACUUCUUCCAGAGUGCUUCAUGAGCAGGCCAAAGGCUCUUCAUCCAGAGCUCAAUUAACAUCAUCACACAAGAACCCUCCGAAAACUUCUGUCACACGCGAAAAGACCGAAUCAAAAGCAGGAGCCCGACAUUCUUCUUCAAACUCAGUACUCCGAAGGGACACAGCCAAAAGUCAAGAGUCAGCAUUGUCAGUGUAUCAGCAGAAACCGAAGCUGGUCUUGCCUUCUCCACAGUCUCCUUCACCAACACGGAAAAAGGUGCCAGGAAGGUCUAAGACCUCUGAGGGUCGGUCGAAACGCAGCCCCUCUCCUGAAAAGCGUAGGCUGAUGUCAUCUUCUAAAGCUAGCAGCACAGGCAGGUUGUCACAUGCUAAAUCAGGAAGCCGUUUGGAGAACAGGAGAUUGAGGAAUUCAAGCAGCAGCUCCUCCAUGACAGAAGCAAAAUCAUCCGAUACUAGCUCAAGGACUGACUUGAGAAGGGACAGCAGUAAAUCAGAUGACAAAGGACUGUCAUUCUUUCGGUCUGCCUUGCGGCAGAAAGAGAGUCGGAGGUCAGCUGACUUGGGAAAGAGCAAUAUUCUUGCUAAGAAAUCGGCAGAUGGCCCCACCAAAAUGGUGACCAAAAAAGUGCCAAGUGAGGGGGCAGUUAAAGAGGGUAGACGGAUGACAACAGAACAGCCGCCAUCUGCUGCUGCCUCGGCUUUGAACCUGACCAGCAAAACAGCUCCAAGAGGGAAGCUGUCGAGCAAAGACACCAAUCCUACCAAACGUCCACUGCUUCCAGCUGCCAAGUCCAAGUCGGCGCUGCCAGAGGUGGGGGCUCAGUCUCCAACAAGCAGGAAGAAACCUGCAGAAAAAACAUUUAAAUCCAGAAAGAUUGUCACUAGCGGCAUGCAGUCUUCUGUGCGCCAUAACAAAAAGUAAACGUGAGAAAAAAAAUCAAAAGGAAAAAAGCUCCCCAAAAAUGCUAGUCUGGUUUUGUUUCUAUGACACUUCCUUCCUUUCUUUCUUUUUUUCUUUCUGACUGACUUUCUCCAUUUAUUACACCGGCUUUCUGUUGGAGGAAGGUUUUAAUUUUUUUGUGGUUCAUGUGCCUACAUUGGUUAGGGAGGAUAUUGAUUUUAAGUGCAUUUGUUGUGCCAUCAAACCAAAUAAUGGAUAUGUGGUAUGCAAGGAUCAUGGAACUUAUUUUUUUUCUCCCCAGAGGCUGGUCUUCUCUGUUGGGUUUUAACGCAGCACUUUGUAUUGACCUAAAGAAUUUUUGUUGGUGAAUAACACUAUGUACUGUUCAAUGAAUGGUUUAAUUUUAAAGGUUUUUUUUACAAAUGUUCUUUUUAAGACUAACAUGACUACUGCAUGCUCUAAGGAUGCCAUCAAAUUAGGUAAUCAGUUUUAUUUUCUCUAAUAAGGAUUUGUUUGUUUGACACUGUGUUAAAUACUGUUUAACAGCAAGCUUCAGGUGAACACACAAGGAAUGAAUUUGUGCUGACUGUGUUGCAUUGUGGCCACUUUGAAAUGAUCACAGCUCCUACAUCGCUGAAAGAAGGGUGAGAAUGGAAAAGUACAAUGAGGUGUAAUGCAUCUGACGUUUUGUUAGCUUGGCGAGUGAGUUUUAGAUCAAUUUGUAUGUCGUCAGUUGGUUAUCAGAAGCUUGGUUAUCUGCAGAUUAAUAGAAUUGGGAAUUUCAACCAGUGAUUGCUUCAGAUUCAAUAGGUCAAGAGUUUUGAUAGCCCCUUGUGUAACUGUUUCAGUUGCAUUCACCUGCCAGAAGCACAUCACCUGUCUUUCUGCCAUUUCAUAGCCUGCAGCAACCUAUUGGCACCUAGUUACAAAGGUUUUGCUCUGCUCAAUCUUCCAGGGAAACAAUUCAGCUCAAAUCUUAAUCUGAAAUAAGUAAAUAUUAAGCACUGUGUAAUAUUAGAGUCUGAACUUUGAGAUUUGCUGUCUUAGGCAAAGAUGCCCGAAGCUUGGGGGUUCUGGGGUCACCAGGGUUGAGUUGCCAGAACUUUGUCUCCCUGUUGGAAGGUUCAUGGUUACUGAGCACCAAAGAUAAUCAAAUAACAGUUUUUGUUUUGGAAUAAGCACAUAGCCAACCUGGGUCAGGAUAGUGAUUAGUGACAUUUAGACUCUCAUUAGUAUAGAGGAAAAUGCUGCUUUUUUUUACAUUAUGUUUUUAGUUCUAUUUCAUGACCUUGCAUGAAUAAUUUUAAUGAUUUAUUUCUGAUUUCAUAGAUGCUUAUAGUACUGAAGGAGGCCGUUUAACACGUUGUGCCUACUAGCUCGUGGAAAUAGCUAUACAAUUUUCUGAACGUUUUCCCCGUAAUCCUGCACAGAUUUUUCUCUUUCAAGUAAUUAUCCGAUUCCUUUUUGAAAAUUUACGGUUGAAUUUGCUUCUACUGCCCAUGGUCAGGCACUACAUUUUAGAUUUGGUCACUGACAUUUCAGGGUUAUAAAGAUUGUUAGAUUAAUUUUAUAGUGUAAACAUGUAAACUUAUGAAUUGUAGGGUUUCGGCAAUCAGUACUUUUUGUGAAUUUUGCCAGUUACUUAAUAUUGUUCAUGGAUCCUUUUUCUGUUGAAUCUUUCCUCAUAUCAUGUGUAAUUUUUGUAAAAAGUGGAACAAAAGGUCAACUCUAAAACUUAAUUUGUGAUUCCUGUUUUUCAAUCUCCUGGCCAGAGAUCAAGGCCUCAUUUCAAAUUAUCACAGAUUAGGAUCCUCAAUUUUACACCUGAUUACACCAGCUAAACCAAAACAUUGCUCUGAUUCACUUAUAUUUGAGUUGUGACUUAGAGGCUUUAAUAGAAAUAGUGUUUACAAUCAAAUCAUUGUGAAAUUGAGGUUAUGCUGUCCAAUUUUAUGCAUUUCAUUACUCUUGUCCUCACGAGUGUGUGUUUGCAAUGCGCUACUAUGCUGAUAUUUGCCUUUUAAAAUAUUUGAGCCUUUUAAGAGCUUUUUCUGAAACAGGAUGGGAACUGCAUGUGAUGUCCUACCCAGGGGAAUGAAACAAGUACUCAAAGUAGCUUCUUGAGCUGGUUUCAUCACCAUUUGUAGGUUGCACUCGCUGUACAGAGAAGCCAGAGGCUUUGGCAUUGAUUUAAUUGUGCAAAACGCCACAACAACAACCAUGUGUGUGUCCCACCAACCUCGAGCUAAAGUUGCAGGGAGGGCUGCAGUUAUUUAAAUUGUGCGACUGGCUGAAGAUGGAAAGAAGUUGUAUUUAUUAUAGUACCGAUAAUGCUUCAUAGCCAGCACGGUACAUUUGAAAAGCAGUCAUUGUUAAGUAGGCAAAUGCACCAUUGAAGCCAACGGGCCGGAAGGGUCUGUGAGCUGGUGCACUUCUCCAACCAGACCAGCUGUGUGGCAUUCUUGCCUCCCCCUCCAAGUCUCAAUUGAAAGCUCACCUCGGUUUUCACAGUGCAAGUCUUUAGGGCAACCUUAUUGAUUUAGGUGUUGGGGAGGUGGGUUUUCUGCCUAGGCCAGUAAAAGAGAUGUAAUGAUUCUGGUGCUAAUUCACCAAACCCGAUUGCACUUUUACUUUAAGUAACUGGAGUUUUCCGCUAAGCUUGCUGUUCCACCUGUUCAUGCUCUUGCCUGCAUGCACUUAACACAAUGUAUUACUAUGCAAGUGCCAGGACCUUGAAUGCACUGAGGUACUUUGUAGUAAGUUUGUCCCUUAGGGCUUUGAAUUGAAUGCAAAAUUCAAACACUACGGACUUUGGGUUUGUCUGAAACCACUGCUUUGUUUGCACAGUUUGUUUCUCCUUCCUGGAUGUGCGAUCAAUGCGAGUGCUUGUCGAUUAGUUAAUUUAUAAUGCACAAAAUCAUAAGCUGUAAACAUGUAGACUCCAAACUGAAAUUCAUUCCCUCUUUGUUAAUGAUGUUCGAAACAAAACAGCAUCUCAAGUAAAUGUUCCAAUUAUUCUCCACUGACAUUUCUACCGGUUACUGGAUUGUAAAAUUUCUUGCUUUUCAUGCCUUAGUAUUGCUCACAAUUUCAUUAAUGGGCAGUGAUUUCGCUUAUAAAACUCGGACCUUCUGAACUGUUCCAAAAACAAGGUUGGGUGGAGGAAAAUGAGAUACUAAAGAUGAAUUUUGUAACAAUUCGCAUGGUGAGGGAGCGGGUACGGGGAGCACAAGCUGUCCCUCGGGAAGAUGCAGGGUCCAGGCAGGUUGUGCCAGGUCCCAAGUGAACACUGAUGUCGGGACUCGGGCUCCCAAUGUGGGGGAAGAGGUGUCUUUGUUCUACACGAGGGUUGAUGUGACUGUUCACCGACUCAACAGCGGGGAGUGCUUGCGUUACACCAUACUUUACAAAGAUGUGAGCAGUUUCAGGCUCAUUGCCUCACCGCGGAAGUCUAUUUUGCCACUUCCAAAUUCACAAGUCUGCUGUAUUACGUAGAGGCGUAGCACAGCGGGUUUAGGUAGGUUUUAGGUUGACAGCGGAAGGAACACUAAGUUUUUCAGAAUAGUAUCCAAUAAGACCUAGUUAUAUUGAGGUUUCUUUGUGGCCAGCAAGCCUGUUUAGUAUAUAUUGAGUUGUGUACAAGAUUUACAGAGCGAGCAUAUCUAUAUCUCUUGUAUAAACCAAAGUUGCGACUUUACAAUGAAAUUUAAAGAACCACCCUAAGCAUACAUUGGUCAAUCGGGAGGAUUCCCUUUGGUGGGAAUACCAGCUGCCUGUGCCUACAUUCCUAGGCUGUUAUUUACCCACGACAUUGUAUGAAACCCAAAUCAAGACUUGUACAUAGCAGUGCUACAGACAUUUUGAUUCUCACUACGUUAGCUGCUCUCUGGCUGAUGUCAAUUAGUUGGAUCAGUAAAAGGUGGGUGGUUUUAAAUUUUAUUAUCAGGAAUCGACCUGGACAGCUUCAUGGUUUGGAGGUGGCACUAAGUGAGGGUUUUCUCCACUUAGCUUCCAAUACCAUUUGAUUUCAUUAAACACUGGAAUAAAGGAAGUAACUGGGAGUACACUGCCUAUACUACCCGGGUAACACACUCGUGGAUGCUGCAGGGAGCACAGAAGUAUUUCUGUGGGGCUGGCGAGCUUCUGUGAAGAGGCUUAACCUAUUGUAAUAACUGCGACUCAUUAUCCAUGGCUCCUGUCCACUCAGGGGUUGUUAGACACAAUCAAGUGUCUGAGCCGUCAUAACCAGCACUGACUGCUGGUCCCCGCCAGGGUCAGGGAGGUAUCUACUACCCCAUCCGAGCCAUUGACUGCACUCGGCUCAUCCUCCGUAAGGCCACUUGCCCAUAGCUAUGCCGGUGAUCCCGUAAGGCUCCAGGAACAGCACAUCUUCAAAAUCAGAACUUAGAAAAAUGGAGACAUGUGAACAAUAUUGGCCCAGUUCCCAGACCAAUGUGUGGUGAAGCUUUCUCCUUGUAAAUUAGAUCACCUGUUUGCUGAAACCAUGUUUAAGUUAUUUUGGGCAGAUGCAUGAGAAUGUGUUGAUGCCUUUCGAUAAUUUAUUUAUGUUUUAUUAACAGGACGUGUAUGCACUUUUUAAUAUUCAGAGUCUGUAUUGUUUUUCUAUGUUUUAAAUAAUGUUUCUUUGAGAACAGUUUGUAUAAAGCUCAUGUAAGUCAGAAUAACCAUCAACGAGGGCCAAGUGUAAAAAAAUAAAAUCAGUGCAACCCUU
This is a messenger RNA of Hemiscyllium ocellatum (epaulette shark), 9191 nucleotides long. It is a transcript of the gene usp31, whose product is annotated as ubiquitin specific peptidase 31. Gene Ontology annotation, molecular function: cysteine-type deubiquitinase activity. The coding region runs from base 413 to 4480 and encodes 1355 amino acids. Gene Ontology annotation, biological process: protein deubiquitination. The transcript has 16 exons. NCBI's taxonomy places the organism in Eukaryota, Metazoa, Chordata, Chondrichthyes, Orectolobiformes, Hemiscylliidae. The record is from RefSeq and is a predicted model, not a curated record.